CAGUUACGCGGUGGCCGGCUUUUCGAACGGACGACUAGCACGACUGCCUGUCCAAGACGCCUAGACUCGAUCCCGCCUCGGGAGGCUGUCUCUCCCUCUGCGUUCAUUUCCCCUCUGCCUCUCGGUCCAGCACCGAGAUCCGAGCACCAGCAGGUUCUGCCCGCUCACUGGGGAGCAGCCGCGUUUCGGAACCGCGACCCGUAGUCAGUGUUCGUGCCGCGGAAUCGGUUCACUUCAAGGAAUCAGAUAGAAGUCGCUCGGUUCUACACUGGCGAACACGUGGCUCAGGGCAUUCGGAGGGUGACGUGAUCAGUGCAGUGGGUGUUUAAGUGACCAGCCCCUGCAUGCGCUACCCCAGUAACGGUCAGCUACGGCUUCUGCGACCCACGGUAUCACCAUCGGCAAGUGGGAAGUUUCUCGGGACCGAUGUUCACCGGCCGUCGCUUCCAGGUUCGUCACAAUGAGAUUGGUCACUGACAUAUCACUUUAAAAUACCACUGCACAAGUCGAAAAGCGAACAAGCAUUAUGAUACUUACCUGAUGGUCGUUAGUAAGACGCCCUCUGGGAAAUCCUGGCUCUGCACAAACCUGUGGAUCAUCUUCGAAAAUCAUUCCAACGUUAUAUUAACACUGACAUGUAGUAUGCUGAUUACCUGCACACCUUGACUUGCAAGUAUAGUCAUUUCAUGGAUCUCGUGUCGUCUAAUUAACCCCUGGAUCAGGACUACUGAUGGGAUGCUUUUUCCCGCUCGUAACAGAGUCAUUCCCUUCUCACGUUCGUUCGCUUCACGACCUGAUGAUUAUCCAACUGACUUCACGGAUGAGGAUUAGGUGUCUCAGCUGAUUUAUACCUCAGUGGCAAUAAUGCCCGUCAUCUGUACUGCAAGGGAGGGUCUGCGUUGAGGAGAUAUUGAAGUGGGUUAAUUAAUGUACAGUGUGUUGUACAAAUGUAAAUAAAGAGAGAGAAGGAGAGAAAGCGAGAGAGAGAGAAAGAGAGAAAGAGAGAGAGAGAGAGAGAGAAAGAGAGAGAGCGAGAAGGAGAGGUCUUCCGUCAUAACAAACCGUCGAAGGAGCAAAGGACUUUCUCGAGUCCCCCGGCCCCGGCGGUUGUGUCCGGCUGCUUGGGGAUGGUGACAGUGGAAAGCCGAUGAGAGGUGAACUAGCAGGCUCUUCAGUUGAUGAGAAAAAACCACAGAGGGGUUAGUUGUGCGAUGCGUACUGUCGAGAGUGCUGGGACUACGGAGACUACGACGCCUUGCACCGGGUCAGCCCAGGACCUCCACAUCUGCAGCUUGUACCUGUCGUCCCAAUCCUCCUCGGUGACAGUCCGCAGGAAUUUCGACACCGGAGAACCUCCCUCGGCAUCCUCGGCCUCGGCUGACUCCAACAACAACGACAAUCAUCACCGGAAUCUAGAGUCCUUCGAGCCCCACCUCGGUCAGCGUCUCGAGUCCAGAACGAAGUGGCAGCUGCAGCAUUCCCCGAUCGGCGAAAGUGAGAACAGUAACAGCAACAGUAACAGCAGCCUGCAGCAUCCGAGGUGUUUGUCUUCUUCAGCUGGUGGAAUAGGUCGAAUCGAGGCAGUUGAGCAAUCGACGCCGGAAACAACGCCACAGUCUCAGGUUCAGCAGCAAGCUACUGCGAUUCUUCAGCAGUGUAACGCCGGGCAAAUUUCCGCCCCCGUAUCCACGAACGUUAUACCAGUUAAUUCGGUAGCGCCUUCGGCAGCCAUAACCGCCUCAAACGCGGUUCCUGCAGUGAACCGACUAGUGCAAUCACAUCCUGCUGCAGGUGUCAACAACGCUGCGGCAACCACCACAGCAUUUACCGUCGCUUCAAGUAUGCUCCUGCUGCAGACACAGAGCCCCUUCGGAUGUAGCAGUUUCGCGGAUCUCCUAACGGCGCCAUACGCGGACCCAAUAGAGGGCGGUAAUUUGUCAGAAGAUCUUGACCCGUUCCCGGAACUAAGUUUGGGCAGCCAGACGCACCAGGGAACGGUCUCGACGGAGUCACACAGCGCGAAUUCGCACCCCCAGUUGAUACCGGGCGACGUGCAGGCGGACUCGCUGAGUCCAACCCCGCUUCCCAGCUUCCAGGAGACCUACACCGUCCAGCGAUACACGAGGCAGGAGCUCCAGGGCCUGGGGAUCAAGAUGGACGAGGAUUGCUACAGCAGCCAGGUCUACCCCACCGGCCCAUACCCCGAGUACCAGGCCGCCGUCACCUACAGCCACCAUCACCACCAUCAGGCCUACUACCAACCCGAACCGCCUCCAACUCCGACCCCCGUUCCCCAGGAGUCUCAGUACUCACCCAUGCCCAUGGUGUACAGUUCGCCUGCCACAACCCCCGUGCCUCCGCCUUCGACCGUUCCUAUCGACCUUCACACUGCGGCCACUGUCACACCCAGGCAAGGACGAGCGGCACUUCCUCUUCAGCGGUCAGAGUCCACUAGCAGUAACGAGUCACCAAAGCCACGAGGGGGUUCGGGAUCCGUGGGAUCAGCCUCACCGGGUACAGGUGAACGGGCCCCACCGAGUCCAAGUCAGCUAUGCGCAGUCUGUGGCGACACGGCAGCCUGUCAACACUACGGGGUGCGAACAUGCGAGGGGUGCAAGGGUUUCUUCAAGCGGACGGUGCAGAAGGGUUCGAAGUACGUGUGCCUGGCUGAGAAGGCCUGUCCGGUGGAUAAGCGCCGGCGGAAUCGGUGCCAGUUUUGCAGAUUCCAGAAGUGCCUGAUGGUUGGGAUGGUUAAGGAGGUCGUCAGGACAGACGACCUCAAGGGCCGGCGCGGUCGGCUUCCCUCGAAACCUAAGUCGCCCCAGGAAUCGCCCCCUAGUCCGCCCGUCUCCAUGAUCACAGCCCUGGUUAGGGCACACCUUGACACAACCCCGGAUCUUUCCAACCUAGACUACUCCCAGUACCGCGAGCCGGGACCGGCUGAACUUCCGGUUACAGAAGCUGAGAAAAUUCAACAGUUCUAUGGACUACUUACCACCUCUGUUGACGUCAUACGUAAUUUUGCCGACAAAAUACCAGGAUUCACGGAACUCGCCAGGGAAGAUCAGGAGUUGCUGUUCCAGUCAGCAAGCCUGGAGCUUUUCGUUCUGCGGCUUGCCUACAGGACGAAAUCGGACGCGACCCAGCUGACCUUCUGCAAUGGCGUUGUUUUGGCCAGAGCCCAGUGCCAGAGGAGCUUCGGCGACUGGCUCCACGGUAUUCUCGACUUCUGCCAAGGUCUGCACAGUCUCGACGUCGAUAUCAGCGCAUUUUCUUGCCUCUGCGCUCUGACGCUCGUCACCGAGAGACACGGUCUGAAAGAGCCGCACAAGGUGGAACAGUUGCAGAUGAAAAUAAUAGCCUCGCUAAGGGAUCACGUUACGUAUAACGCAGAGGCCCAGCGUAAGGCCCAUUACUUUUCGCGUCUUUUAGGAAAAUUGCCUGAGCUUAGAAGCCUCUCGGUGCAGGGCUUGCAGAGGAUUUUUUACCUAAAACUUGAGGAUCUUGUUCCUGCCCCGCCACUCAUAGAGACAAUGUUCGUCGCGAGUUUACCCUUUUAAUUAUUUAAUAAUAAUUGCGUAUUACGUAAGAUAACAUGUUAUGCAUACAUGUAAUGUGUAUUGUAUUAUAUGUAUAUUGCAUACAUACAGUGCACAAUAUUUAUGUCGAUAUAUCUAUGUGCAUGUAUGUAUAUAUAUAUAUUUUUUUUUGUGUGCAUAUGUAUAUCUUUAUCUGUUUCACGUGUAUCGCAGUUCAUGUUGAACGUUAAAAUCGAAAUGAUGAUAUUUGUUCAAUCUAUUUUUGGUCUUCCUCUUCAAGAAUCGUGUAUGUACGGUAUUACACAUAUCUUUUUUGCAUCUUUACUAUCAUACUUGUGUUAUUUAAUACAGAAGAUAUACGGCGUGAUUUGUUUUUUAUUUCACUGCACUUGUACAUAGAAAAAACGACUGUAAAUAACUCAAGUUUUAUGUAAAGCAUCAAUUGAUGAGAAAUAUUUGUCCAGAUUUCUUGUUCUUCGAAAUAUCCGUAACGUGCAGUAACAUGAAAACAGAAAAGCAGGAUAUUAAAAAUUAUAAAACGAAACAUUUUUUUCACAGGUCUGCUCAUAUUUAAUCGUUGCAUCUUUCUUUUUUUAUUUUCACUUGAUGAAUUGAGCCAUUGUUCAUUUGCACGCUUGCAAAAUGAUUGUUGUUUUAUCUUGGUGUUUUUUUUUUGGUCUAUCAGUUCGAUGAACUGAAAACAAAGGCCCAGGUGGUAGAAAAAAAUGCAGUAUCGUGUACGUUCAAUGCAAUAUAAAAAAAUUCUUUCUAUUUCCUUUUGUCCGUAACGCGGAUCAUGCGUCUAAUUGCAAUAUUGACGGAAUCAAAAACGUUGCGUGAGUAAAUAUAAUAUUGGUAUUCAUUGAGCCGUGUAAUCAAGCGGCGUGUCUCAAUUAUGGAAGCACUGUUAAUGCUGUUGCGAUUACGUGUAAGACAUCCGUGUUUUUUUUUUAUUUCUAUCAAUUCUCUUCGGUGUGUACGUAAUGUACAUCGAUGCGCGUAAUGUAAAAGUAAAUGCCGAUGAAUCGGUAAAAUUAAAGGGAAGUAAUACAUGGAACAAACUAAUAAAAAGAAAAAAACUUUUCUUUUAUGCGAUUUUCUAAAAUUCUUAUACUUCGCGCAUCGUCAUAAACUUACCGGCUACAUGUUUCUAUGUGCUAAAUAUUACGUCAUUUAGAAAGUACAUAUAUAUAUAUAUAUAUAUAUA
This is a messenger RNA of Neodiprion virginianus, 4746 nucleotides long. It is a transcript of the gene Hr38, whose product is annotated as nuclear receptor subfamily 4 group A member 2. NCBI's taxonomy places the organism in Eukaryota, Metazoa, Arthropoda, Insecta, Hymenoptera, Diprionidae. The coding region runs from base 1179 to 3560 and encodes 793 amino acids. The transcript is spliced from 8 exons. Gene Ontology annotation, cellular component: nucleus; transcription regulator complex. The record is from RefSeq and is a predicted model, not a curated record. Gene Ontology annotation, biological process: regulation of transcription by RNA polymerase II; cellular response to corticotropin-releasing hormone stimulus. Gene Ontology annotation, molecular function: zinc ion binding; nuclear glucocorticoid receptor binding; nuclear receptor activity.